Molecule: messenger RNA, 1110 nt
Organism: Trichomonas vaginalis G3
Lineage: Eukaryota; Parabasalia; Trichomonadida; Trichomonadidae
Product: cyclin-dependent kinase inhibitor 2C-related family
Exons: 1
Coding region: 1-1110 (369 amino acids)
Biological process (GO): RNA processing
Molecular function (GO): protein binding; RNA binding; RNA nuclease activity
Source: RefSeq, a predicted model, not a curated record
AUGACAGAGUUCAUUAUUAUUAACGGCGGGGAUGUUAAUAUCAGAGAUAAAGAAGGAAAAUCUGCUCUUCAUAUGGCAUUAGCAGAAAAUCGCAGUGACAUUGCAGCACUUCUUAUCUCACAUGGUGCAGAUGUCAAUGCCAAAGAUAAUGAUGAUAAAUCUAUCCUUCAUUAUUCAGUUGGUAAGAAAAACAAAGAUAUAACAAUGUUACUUCUUUCACAUGGAGCAAAUAUCAAUUCAAUCGAUUCUUAUAUGAAAACACCACUUCAUUAUGCAGCAUUUCUGAACUACAAAGAAUUAGCAGAGAUCCUCAUUUCAUAUGGCGCUGAUAUCAAUGCAAGGGAUUAUGAUAGAAAAACUCCUCUUCAGUAUUCAAUAAUCCAAAAAGCUAACGAAACGGCAAGGCUACUUAUUUCGAAAGGAGCUGAUAUUAAUGCAAAAUCGAAUUUAGAAAUCACUGCCCUUCAUAUUGCUCUUCAAAUGAAUAACAAAGAAAUAGCGGAAAUGCUUAUAAACUGUGGGGCUGAUAUCAAUGCAAAAGAAGAUCAAGGACUCGCUAUAAUUCAUUAUGCUAUAAUGUCGCAAAAUCAAGAUCUAGUGGAAAUUGUCCUUUCACAUGGGGCAGAUAUCAAUGAAAAAAGCAAUGCUGGAUAUACUCCUCUUCAUGGUGCUGCGGAAAAAAAUUCCAUAAAAAUAGCAGAAUAUCUCAUUUUGCAUGGAGCAGAUAUUAAGGCAAUCGAUAAAAGAGAUCGAACUGCUUUUGGUAUCGCCAUUGCAUUUAAUAGUAUAGAAACAGCAAAACUUCUUUUUUCAUAUGGCUCAGAUAUUAAUUCAAAAGAUAUUUAUGGAUAUACUUCUCUUCAUUAUGCGAUACUCAAAAAUAAUAUCGAAUUGAUACAUUUUUUGAUUUCCAAUGGAAUAAAUAUAAAUGCAAAAUCUAACAAAGAACAAACAGCACUUCAUUUUGCAUCAAUAUCAAACAAUAAAGAAUUAAUAGAGCUUCUUAUCUCAAAUGGAGCAGAUAUAAAUUCAAAAGACAAUGAAGGCAACACACCUUCAACAUAUGCCCAAAAAUAUCGUGGUAAAAUUGUAGUCGUGGAUUUAAAUUAG